Molecule: messenger RNA, 7517 nt
Organism: Venturia canescens
Lineage: Eukaryota; Metazoa; Arthropoda; Insecta; Hymenoptera; Ichneumonidae
Exons: 11
Coding region: 793-5700 (1635 amino acids)
Cellular component (GO): cytoplasmic vesicle
Molecular function (GO): protein binding
Source: RefSeq, a predicted model, not a curated record
UGAGUCAGACAGUGGUCCACGAUACGCAUCUCACACUCUCGCGCGCGUUUAAUCUUCUCGAGGGCUGUGUGCGCCGAGUUUAACAUUCGCGAUUGGGAGGUUUGAGAAAAAACGAGCGAGAGCGGAGAGGCCAUUUUGGGUGGAGGAGUCGAGGCUGUUCGUUCCUCGUUUUCGUUAUUUUCUCGGCGGUGUGUUGAGAGUCCCUGAAAGUUGGGGGUCGAUUGGAUCGGUUUCUUGCGGGCUCGGGGAAACAGAUCUUGAGAUUUAUGGACUUUUAAUGUGUGUCAGUUCGGAGGAGUCUUAACGAAGACCAAAUUAUGUGAAGAGUUUUCGUGUGUACGGAAGAGUCAAGGAUCGCGCGCGACGCGCAGUCUCUUUCGUUGAUAAGUUUCGCCAGCAGCGAUGUGAUCUCCGGUCGAACUCAUUUCGCAUCGCUCGUGCAACGCAGCAGUGAACAGCCGCGGCGAAGCCGUCAAUUAUUCAUCAUCAACGCAGUAAAAGUUGCGAGUGUGAACCAACAGAAUGUUUAUUCCAGCGUCGAAUGGUGCAUCAAGCGGUCUGAAUAUAAAAAAGCUCGGUGGACUGCGUUAGUGGAGUCGAGGCGAGUGUCGUCGUUGCAGUACUUUUAGUUGGACUCGUGCAACCGCGCGCAUUACCUCGCGUAUGAAAGGGACAAAAACACUCGAAUGAAAUACUCGAGAGGAAUAUAAAAGAGGAAAGAAAGGAAAAACAGCGACAGCAUAAGGUGCGAUUAUGCUGUAAAAAAAGGUAGCACCGUAAAACAUUUGUCAAAUGAUGCUAGUGCUUCUAUUGUGCGUCAUAAUGAAGAUAGCAGAGUUCUCGGUCGGUCGUGGGAGCCCGCCUUUGCCAACGUUUCCGGGACAACAAGUUCUCCCGGUUUGUUGCAACAAACGAAAGAGACGGUAUCGCAAACAGCACAACAGAAAUACAAACGACAGAUGCAAAUGCAUCAACCUCAAACGCACUGUCAAGGGAGCCACAGUGAUGGAAGAUCCUCAGACACCCGGUUCCGAUUGCAAUUCAAAUCCUGCAGAUCCCAUAUCGCAGGAACUGAUUGGGUCCGAAUUUGUCCAGGAUAAUUCCGAGUAUCAAUGGUUCAUUGACUAUGGUUACAGAGAUGGAGGACUUCACGUUCAUCCGAGCGUUCUAUCUUCCCUGUCGACUUCCUACACCCAAGAUGACCUCGGGUAUUACGAUGAUUUGGCGAGAAACUUGGACGCCAAUUUGGCGGAAGUCGAUAUGGAAAGUUUUAGAACGGCUGACAUCCAUACUCUGCUCACUGCGCUACCAGUCAUGUGUACCGACCCUGUCCAGCAUUCGGAGUUUAACUAUCAGAGGGAACGUUACGCCAGUAUUUCUGGCUCUGUCAUGGAAAAGAUCGACAUUGGUUCCUCAAUCAGUCCUCAUUCAAGCAGCCAGGGAGAAGACUCAGCAUGUUCGACGACGGAUACAAUAUCCAUUUGCAAAUCGUCUCUGCUAUUCUCACCUGUGAAGGAGACACCUGUCCUGCCUCCAGGAGGCAGCUACAGUGUCGACUCCCUGGACUGCGAAGAUAUGUUACUCACAUGCCAAACGAACAACAAAAAUAACUACACUAUUGCUUUCGAAGGUAGCAUGACCAUGUAUUCCGACGGUUCACAAGACUUUGAAAGCCAAGAAAAACAAAAAAUGUACGAGGCUCGAGACGCAUAUUACACUAAACUUGAUCUGAAAAACAUUUUGGAUCUAUCAAUGGCCUGUUCCGACUCAAAGAUUUAUACGACCUGGAGUAAUUUGAAACAUUCGUCGUCAAAUAAGGUCAUGACACGACAUCCAUCAGGCAACAAUAAUACUAUACCGAAUUUUCUUACUGGUGCUGGGAAUCUUAUGCUAAGCUCUCAAAAGCGGAGCCUCAGUCUCCCAGAUCUCAGGAAAACUCAAGAAUUUCAACGGAUCAACGCUCCUUUGAAUUUUUCCAUCGAUUCUGCAGACUGCAACGCACACGCGACGAAUCUUCAGAGCUCAGGUUCGGCAAUGAGUCGUUCAGUAAACGAGGACAGUUCGGGUAGCGUGGAUCAUGCUGUAACAGGCAAGAAGUUACAAAACCUUAGUCUGGUACGUCUGUUUAUGAAGCAAAAAAGCAUGAGCGCCGAAGGCAUGAGCUUGACGCUCGACCAGUCGGAUUCGGUGAGCGAGAGUGGCUGGCCCACGAGUAACAGCGAUAGUGGAACUGCGAAUACAAAUACACAAAUACCACGACAUAACAUAAACGUUGGAGGAGGAGGAGGAGGAGGAGGAGGAAGCAACGGGAAUAGCAACAACAGUAACGAGAUUCCGGAGAACGAUUUUUCGAUAAAUUGGGUCAAAACGGAUUGUUACAAAAGUUCACACGAGACAAGCUCGAGUGACAAUACCUCGAAGCGUAUAACAUCGAUCAAAGAGUUCCGCGAGGAAUCUCCAUCGGUCGAAGAACUUUCCGAGAGUCUCUUGAAAUCCGGAAUUUCUAAUUCAAAGAAUUUCUCCGAAGGAACUCGGGCGGAGGAGCAAUUAAAGAAUCGUUCAGCAAACAACACUUGGUGCAAAGAAAGUCAGCCGGUUUCGAAAACAACUGGAAUCCAAGCGAUCAUCGAAGUCGAGGAGAACGGUGUGCAAACAUCUUUGAUAUAUCCGAUCCCGGGGAAACCCGAUUAUCCACAUUUGCGGGAAACCAUAGUGGACAAAAAACCCGUUUACGUUGUCUAUCCAAACUACACAUUGCCUGAUUUGUCUUUCUUGAAUCGAAAGGACGUUGCUGGUGCGAAUCGCGGUGGGACUGCUGGAAUGGAAAACAUUGCACUCAAGCCUCAGGUUUAUGACCGAGAUAAAACCGGUUGGAAACGAAUCGUUAAAAGUGGAAGACCAUUUUCUUGCAACGACAUUGACACACUGCGUCAACGCGGCUUUUCCCACGUAAAAGAUUGGGAAUCUCUUACCUUCUUAUUGCCAUCGGAAUAUAAAAGAGUGUUGUACGAUGUUCCGGAAGUCUCUCAUCACAUAACUCUAGGCGACGACUUGAAAAAACCGCUCUUUUGUUUAUCGCCACCGAUGCGUCAUCGUACUCGACCGAUAAGCGAAAUCAUACCGUCGAACUUUUCGUCGAGUAGUAGCACCGGAACUCAACCCUCUUCAGGCUACCGUGGCUCAUCGACGAUCCUUACCGAUUCCUCCUCGAAUCUUCAGGUCAACGGCAAUUCAGCAAAUCCCCUUUAUCUCUAUCGUUACGACAGCAUGAGUUCGGCCGAAGCGAGUCUCGUCAGUCAGGACAAAAAGUCACAUCGAUCUCUCGCAAGUGGAAGGCCCGGAGGAAAUUCAACCUUUACCAAACGAUCGAUAUCUUUGCCGCAAGGCGAAUCAGCUGACGUUACUUCUUGUGGCAAAGUACCGCCGAGGCCACCCUUACCAAAGAGUAUUUUGCGAAAAAAUCGAGCUGCGGCGAACAAAAGAUACAGUAUGUUCGAAAUGGGCGGAGUCGAAGAGGUCGAAGAUCGACAAUCGCCUGAGCCAUCCAAGCGAAUGUCCCUCCCAGAACCUUAUUACAUAAACAAUGAUUUGCAACUAUUGAGACACGGGAGAAUCGUUGACUCGGAAAAAGACGUUGAUGAGGUUGAGGAGAGACGCUAUGCGGAAAGACUGAGAGAAACCGGAAGCUUCGGGAACAGCGACAGUGAUCCUCUCGAAUCUAGUGGCGACGACGUCAAACAACUCGAAGAAUUUUUAAAACGCAGUGGCUUCUCGUCGCAGAGCAGCGACGGCGAUGAAGAUCCUGAUCUCAAACUCAGAUCUUACGUCAGAAAAUUCUUGGCACUUCGAAUGAACAAGGAUAUCGGUAAAGCUGCUGAUAUGAUGGAGUCGCACAAAAAGUCUGUCAGUUUUGCCGUUCAUCAGAGAAAAGCUUAUCUCGCGAAUAAGGCUAACGUUUUGGCUGGAUUGGUCGAUACCAAGGAAUGUCCGGCUACACUCGACUCUGCAGUAAAAAAUGCUGAGCCGAAGCCCAUUGACUUGGAGGAAAAGAAGAAAAUGAUGUGGUCAGUCAACAAAGCGGUAGAUCUGCUCGUAAAGUAUUGGCACACGCAACCGAUUCAAACGUCGCGAGAUUACAUCGACAAAAACGAGUGUGCGCAAUUAUGCGUCAGUAAUUUAUGCCCCGCUUUGUAUGCAAUAAUGUCGGACGGUUUGAAGCCACAAUUGAAUUCAACUUUCGGGCCCAUCGCGAACAGUGUGUGGCAAGUCGUAGAAGCGUCCUCGCAGCAGGGUCCACUUACAAACACUUUGAACGAAUUGGUGCAAAAAAUCAAUGGAGAGGAUUUGAUAACCGAGGGAAUGCUGAAGUUCCACGCCUUCGUGUUUGGGCUCUUGAAUUUAAGGGCGUUGGAUGCGUGGUUUGCUUAUUUAUGCACGCGAGAAACAAUAUUGCGGAAGCAUUACAACAGCAACAGUCUUUUCGUUGGCGCUCUCGGUUGUGCGAAUGCUCGAGAAGUCGUUGACGCUUUUCUCAACAUACUUCAGCCUCUCGCCUUCUGUCCAUUCCAGCUCGAUCUUCUUUAUCAGUAUCGUCAGUUGCACAAUAGUUUUGGCAACAUAAAUAAUCAUGCAUUAACCAACAAUCCCACGCCGUUCAGAGUGGUUGACUCGCCGAAAGAGCACCAUUUCGAAACGUCCGAAACAACAACAACAACAAACGUCGCACCAAGUCCAAAGAGAAUACGUCCACGCUCGUGCGGCGUUUACUAUAACGAGGAUAAAAGGAACACGAAGACUGACAGCGAGGUGAAAAAACGCUGGAGCCACUUGCCCGGCGGUGCUAAAAUGUAUCCCGGCCUUGAGAAAUUAACUUCCGAAGAUUCGGAGGAUUAUACCGACAGUCUUGAGCACACGCCUCUCAAUCGUCCCGGUAGUAGUCAUCCGAGACAAAAUACACCAAAUAGAAUGUCGAGUCCGGAUGUCAGACAGCAACACGAUGACGAAGAUUCUAUACCGCGAGAACUUAAAUUCCGGAAGCUCCAAGAAAAAUGGGAAUUAAUGGUCGACAAAGAAGAACCGAGAGACACAAAUGCACCGAACGUUUCUUCGCCUAAUCAGACUCCGACGAGCGCCAGUAAAUCUAAGAUUCCAAGAUUACUUACCUCGCCCAUAAAACAACCCUCCAGUAGCUCCACUCCUGCUGGUAAAACUACCAAAUCUCCCGUUUCGGGUAUUCCAUCUUUGAAAAAACCUGCAAACGCCACUGCGACGAAAUUGGGACAAAAGAAAACAACCGAUUUGAAGGCUGUCAAAGACGUUACGAGACGCACUAGUCGCGUUGAUCAGGACCCUGCUGGCCCACCCAGAAUUUUAACUCGACCCAGUUCUUUGCCAUACAAAUCUCAUGGUGUUACCGCCAGAGACAAAAGUCUUGUUUCCCCACAUCGACGAGCUGCUUCAACCUCUUUACCAAGGCCAACGGCACCCACUACUUCAAGGGCUAGCGCCAUUAUCAAACAACCUGUCAAAGAAGUUCGUACAUUGACGCACAGACUGCCGUCCGACAACGGUCAUCUGUCGUUCAAUGAGGGAGAGAGAUUAAAGGUAAUUUUGGAGGUCGACAACAAAUGGUUGUUAUGCGCAAGAGGCGAUCGGAAGGGCCUUGUACCGAGAUCUUGCGUCCAUCCGCUUCAUUCCUAACCCACGGCUUAUCUAUGAUCAAGCAGCAAUCAAGGAGAGACGAUAUCAAGAUCCAAGCAUGUAUGGAAGUGAGAUUUCAAUUGCGUAUCGACUGAGAGAAUACCGUGAAUUGGGUUUCAUAAUGCGAGCUUUGUUCACGGCCCGUUUGUAAGCGUAAAUCGGCGAUAAUGAUAUUUGAAGAUUAGAGAAGAAAGAAAAAACAGGAAGAAAGGAACUAUCGAGCGAGUGAAUGGCGAAAAAAUCAAGACUAUAUUGUACAGUGUAUCAAAGCAGAAGUUUAGAGUCGUUAAAUCCACAAACGACGCAGUUACGAUAGUUUAUAUACCCGAAAAAAAAAAACAAAAAAACAAAAAAACAAGAUGAACAGAACGUCAAAAAAAGCAACAUACAAUUACCACUUAUCUAUUUAACCAACAAAAGCUUGGUUUGUAUCUCGUAUUAUGGCGUAUUUAGUAUUUUCAUUGGAAAAAGAAAUAUAAAAAUAUGAAAAUCGCUGGUUGUAGAUGAGGAAAAACAAAGAACAACAACAAUUAAGAGUUACACUCGGCUAGUCAUGAUAGACUCUCGAAAACCAGAUUGUAUUUAAUUAUCUGAACAUAAAACUAUUUAUAAAACAAGAGAAACACUCUCGUCCCCUCCCUUUACCGAAAUGUAAAUAUUAUAUACAGUGACGACACAAUGACGAAACGAUCGGAACGACGAGCUAAAAAAGUAAUACACUCAUAUACCAUUAUUAUCGUAAAUGUAACUGUGAUCAUAGAAAAUAGGCGAAUAAGUUUAUUAUUGAUGAAAAGUGCGAGUAAAAUUUGUUUUGUUUCGAAAGAAAUAACAAAAAAUAAUAGCAGAAAGGUUGUCACUCUCAUACUUUGAAUGAACGUUGUACUUUCUCGUUUAUUUUUGCCCCGCUCUUCGUUUCGUGUGGUAAUGUACGCGCAAACGUUGUUGCGUUUGUUUAAACAUUUUUUUAUGUUUCGAUGUUAAGAAAGACAAGAAAAUAAGGAAAACCGAAGAAGAAGAAACAAUGCUGACGAAAAUUUGUAAACUUACUAAAGACGCUUGCGUGAUUCGUGAAGUAACGACGUUUUUUUACUUGCUUCUUGUAUUCUUUAGAGUUUAUUACUAUAUGAAUACGAUGAGAUAGAUUUUAAACAAUAAAACAGAAAUAAAUGAAAGAAAAAUCGUUAUUGUAAUUAAUCGUCUGUACAGUUGACUCCAUUGAUGAAGUAAAAAAAAAAGGAAAAAAAAAGAACGAAAAUGGAAAUCAUUAUCAUCGUAAUCGCGAGUGAUAAUUUGUCGAUCGGAUAUUUAUCUUAGACGAAAUGGAUGAGACUUUUGCGUGUGAGGAAAUGAAGAAUGUACAUAAUAUCAAUGUGCGAGUGUGCGCUUAUCUAUGGCUUAUGAGGAAAAAAAGAGAAGAAAUUCUUUUUUAUCAAAAACGUUAUAAUCACGCUGUUGAAAUUUUUUUUUCAAUUUUUGCUUAAUCCUUUCAGCAUUGAAAUCCGAAUGCUCGUAUGGUUGUACGAAUCCCCAAAUAAUCUCACUCAAAUAGUAACGUAUUACUUUGGAAAGAAAAAAAAAACAAACACAACUCCCCUAAACAUUAUUCAUUUUUUGCAUUCAUAUGUGCCUCAGCCACAUACCUCGAGGACACCGUACAAAAAAUAAACCAACAAAAAAUAGGUAAUAUUCGCUGCAAUACAGAAGAAUAAACAAAGUAAAGCAUUGGCCUCGUAUCAAGUUUAUUCAUACGUUCGUAAUCGAAAUAACGUACAAUUAUGUAUACGUUGAUAUUAAUAAAAUGAUCAUAUUAUGCUUUA